AUACAAUUAUUACAAAUUAAACUAGUGUCACCGCCGUGUGUGACAAUCACACCGACAACAACGGCCUAUGCCUUUUGUGAACUGUUGGGGGCAACAUUAGCGUAUAGUUAGCCGGAAGUGUAGAAGAAGAAGAAGAGAACGAAGAAGAAGAAGGAGUAAACCCGCGACGCGCAAGGAGGAGCACCAUGUAAUGUUAUUUCAAAUUCAUAACAAAACGUUUUACUGAUAUGAAUAAUUUUUCUUUUCAUACGUUGAUGAAAACACACCUCAGGCACAAUGCGUUCUUGUACAUAAACGUGUGCGACGUUAUAACGCGACAAAACAAUCCGAAAUUUAAAUGUUCCACUCACACUAGCUAGUUCGUAGUUUGUGAAGGCAGUCAGAGAAAAUGGAGGAAAUGGUGAUGGAAUCGGAGUCAGCAGAAAUUUCAGGAUCCGCACCACAACAGGGGGUCGCUGAUGCUUGGGAAACCGUCACUGCAGCUUUGAUGUCUCCUGGCUGCCCAGUCUGGGAGCAGAGCCUCUGCGACUCGUUGGCCCUGCUGUGUGGUCAGGGUCUGGGUCGGCUGCUGGGCGGCUGGCUGCUGGAGACUUUGCAGAUCCAUCUGUCCUCCUUGGUGGUUCCUGAGUUCUGGUCCGGACUCAAACAGCCAGAGAACGAGCUGGAGGAGAGAGGCAGGGCCUGGGUCCUCCUCACUGCCUUUCGAACUCUGUUAGGCCGACUGGAACCUUUCCUGGGUGGUUUGGAGAGGCUGGGUACGUGGCAGGACGAGGGCCACCGGAGUCUCUGUGGCCCAGGGCCCAGGGGCCUCCAGGAGCGGGCCUUCACCAUCAUCAGGGCCCUCCUCCUCUUCUCCCCCUCCCCUGUUCUCCAGGAGCGAGUGCUCGAGUUUUACAGCAGGACCUUCUCAGUCUAUAUGAACCAGGAGGGGGGGGCCGAGGACGGGGCCGAGGUUCCCGAAGGCCCGGAGGGAGGGGACUGCCGGGGCUGCGGGGUCCCCACACAGCAGUGCUGGUGUCAGGAGGCCCUGGAGCAGCUGCAGGAGCUCAGCCACAUUCUUUCCAAACUACAGCUGCUGGAGUGGGUCAGCUCCGAGGCCAUCACCUCCAUCCUCCACAAGCUCAUCGAGCAGCGAAUGGAGCAGCACUGCCGGGGCGAGUACGAGCGCUCCUUCCUGCUGGAGUUCCAGGAGUGGUUGGAGCUGGUGCUCGGCUGGCUGAGCAAAGUGUUUGCAAGCGAGGCAGAUGGAGACGCUCAAGUGCCUGCCCCCAGUGCCCCUAGUGCCCCCAGUGCUCCCAGCACGCAGGCUGGCCAGCCUGCCAGCCCCGUCCUGAAGCAGUGGAGGUGCCACAUGCACCAGUUCUUCUGCAGGAUCUACGUCAACAUGAGGAUCGAGGAGCUCUUCAGUAUCAUCAGAGAUUUCCCAGAAUCUAAAGCUGCCAUCGAAGAUCUCAAGUUUUGUCUGGAGAGAACCAACCAGAGACAGCAGCUCCUCACUUCGCUCAAGUCUGCUUUUGAGAGCCGUCUGCUGCAUCCAGGAGUUCACACGUCUGACAUCCUCACAGUUUACAUCUCGGCCAUCAAGGCCCUGAGAGAGCUCGACCCGUCCAUGGUCAUCCUGCAGGUCGCGUGCCAGCCGAUCCGCAAGUACCUCCGGACUCGGGAGGACACGGUGAGGCAGAUCGUGGCCGGUCUGACUGGAGACGCUGAGGGCUGCACAGACUUGGCCUCCGAGCUGUCCAGAGGCGACCCGGUCACUCUGGAGAUGCAGGACAGUGAUGAGGAAGGCAACGACCCAGAGGACUGGACCCCGGACCCGACCGACGCCGUCCCCGAUAAAAUGGGGUCAAAACGUCGCUCGUCGGACAUCAUCAGCCUGCUGGUCAGCAUCUACGGCAGUAAGGACAUCUUCAUCGAUGAGUACAGAGCCGUGCUGGCCGACAGACUGCUGCACCAGCUCAACUACAACACCGCCAGGGAAAUUCGUAAUGUGGAGCUGCUGAAGCUCAGGUUCGGGGAAUCUCACAUGCAUUACUGCGAGGUCAUGCUGAAGGACAUGGCGGACUCGCGGAGAAUCAACAGUAACAUCCGUGAGGAGGAGUCGAGGCUGAGCGAGGAGGAGCAGCCGCCGCUGUCCCUGUCCUCCAUCAUCCUGUCGUCUGAGUUCUGGCCUCCGCUGAAGGAGGAGAAGCUGGAGCUCCCUCCAAUCGUGUGCCAGGCCAUGGAGGCCUACACACACCGCUACGAGAAACUCAAGGCCAUGAGGACUCUGAGCUGGAAGCCUCAUUUGGGCUCCGUCACUCUGGACGUGGAGCUGGAGGACCGCACCCUCAGCAACCUCACCGUCUCUCCCAUCCACGCCGCCAUCAUCCUGCACUUCCAGGACAAAAGUUCCUGGACUCUGGAGGAGCUGAGCCUGAAGCUGGGUGCCCCGAAGGAGCUGGUGCACAGGAAGCUGGCGCUGUGGCAGCAGCACGGCGUGCUGAGGGAGGAGGCGGGAGGCCGCUACUACGUGGUGGAGACGGGCUCAUCCAAAGAGAAGCUGGAGAGAGGCGUGAUGCUGAUCGACAGCGACGAGGAGAGAGACUCCAACACCACCACCCAGUCUGAGCAGAGGGAGGAGAAGCUGCAGUUGUUCUGGGCUUACAUCCAGGCCAUGUUGACGAACCUGGACAGCAUGACGCUGGACCGCAUUCACUCGAUGCUCCGGAUGUUCGUCGCCACGGGGCCCGUCGUCACGGAGAUGGACGUCAACGAGCUGGAGGCCUUCCUGCAGAGGAAGGUCAGGGAGCAUCAGCUGAUGGUCUCUGCAGGCGUAUACCGACUCCCCAAAUCCAACUGAUGGAGGACGAGCUGCUCAAAGCUGACGCUGCAUUCGAGUGCUGUGGGAAAUGUAGGAAAAGGCUGAUCUCUCCAGCUGUGGCAAAGGAAUGAUUCUGAUUUCAGCUUCAGAGUCAUCCAGGAGCACCAGCAUAUCAGACUGAACUUCUGCUUUGAUAUGGAUGGAACCUCAUGUUUUGGUUUUCAAAGUAAAAGCACCUCGGUUCAGUGUUGAUGCUGCAGUCAGAAGUGAUGUCAUUGUGAAGGUUACUGGUGUGGAACACGGAUGUAUAAUGUAAAUGUGUCAUUACAGAAACUCUUGUGAAAAACA
This is a messenger RNA of Scatophagus argus, 3151 nucleotides long. RefSeq names its product anaphase promoting complex subunit 2 (gene anapc2). NCBI's taxonomy places the organism in Eukaryota, Metazoa, Chordata, Actinopteri, Scatophagidae. Bases 389 to 2842 code for a protein of 817 amino acids. The record is from RefSeq and is a predicted model, not a curated record. Gene Ontology annotation, molecular function: ubiquitin protein ligase binding. Gene Ontology annotation, cellular component: anaphase-promoting complex. Gene Ontology annotation, biological process: ubiquitin-dependent protein catabolic process. The transcript is spliced from 14 exons.